Molecule: messenger RNA, 8964 nt
Organism: Myripristis murdjan (pinecone soldierfish)
Lineage: Eukaryota; Metazoa; Chordata; Actinopteri; Holocentriformes; Holocentridae
Gene: acvr2ab
Product: activin A receptor type 2Ab
Exons: 11
Coding region: 918-2489 (523 amino acids)
Biological process (GO): protein phosphorylation; activin receptor signaling pathway; cellular response to growth factor stimulus
Cellular component (GO): activin receptor complex; plasma membrane
Molecular function (GO): activin binding; ATP binding; metal ion binding
Source: RefSeq, a predicted model, not a curated record
UGAAAUUGUCCCGACAAGAGGAGGCGAGGAGGAGACUUUGGAAAAAGCAGCUCGUCCUGACUCGACCGGACGGAUUAGCAGAGGCAGAAGCGAGUCAACGUUGCUGGCAAUAUUUUGUUGUUUGUCUUAAUUCGCUCCGGAAGACAUUUUUAACAGCGGGGACGGUGUUUUCCCCGCACUUUGGACGGGGGGAUUCGGCUGUUUUUCCCUGCCGGAGCGGACGGAGCGUUAUCGGCUGUUUUUCGCUCCGGGCAGCGCCGAGCGGACUGUCACACCGAUUUCCACACUUUAACACGGAAUAUAACAUCAUGAUAAACGUUUAAACCUGCCACUAAGGCGAUCAAGUGCUGUUUUAGUUAGUGGAAAAUCUCAUUUUGAGUGUAAAUUUGACGUUUACAGCAGCGCGGAGCUCGCCAAGAGAAGUUUGAUUGAAGACCGGAGUGCGCUCGAUUUCCAGCCCGAUGGAGGAUCUCGCCGCUCGGCUGUGGCUCGGCCGUCCGCUCCCCCGGUGUAAUAACAGGUUAACUAAGCACAGAUGAACACAUAUGUGCACCUCGAUGUCAGUGCAACAAUGCUGCAGACCUGGCAAGUACACGGCAGCCCAGGCUUGAAUGCCAACAAGUCGCCCUCCAUUGCGUGUGUGUGAAGCUGGAAAUACCCCGCUGCUUCCUCCUGUGUGCUGGACUAAUAAGGCUUACCUGGCUACUACGGGAUAUUUUGGAUUAAGACAUUAUUUUUUAAUAUUUAAAGAUGCUCUUUUUGCAAAGACAGUGCUCACUGGAGCAGCCGGACAUUUAACACAUUGCAAGGUGUUUUUUUUUUUUUGAUUGGUGAUUUUUUUCCACCCCUGUUCUCGUUAGUAUUAUUGUUAUAAUUAUUACCAUCUUUCUAGUCAAAGGAUCAAAUUCGGAUGGAAAAUGGGAGACGCCACCAAACUGGCCUUCGCCGUUUUCCUCAUCUCCUGCUCUUCAGGUGCCAUCCUGGGACGCUCGGAGACUCAGGAGUGUGUGUACUACAACUCCAGCUGGGAGAAAGAGCGCACCAACCGCAGCGGCAUCGAGCCAUGCUACGGCGACAAGGACAAGCGGCUGCACUGCUUCGCCACGUGGAAGAACGUCUCCGGCACCGUGGAGGUCGUCAAGCAAGGAUGCUGGCUGGACGACGUCAACUGCUACGACAGCAGUGAGUGUGUGGAGAGGAAGGAGAGUCCCGACGUCUUCUUCUGCUGCUGUGAGGGCAACAUGUGCAACGAGAGGUUCCUGUACGCCCCCGACGUCCCGCCGCCGCAGAGCGAGUCGCACCGCCAGUCCACGGCUUACACCACCUCCAACCCGUUUUCCCAGAAGCCCCAGCUCUUUAGCACCCUGCUGUACUCUCUGGUUCCCAUCAUGGGCCUUGCCGCCGUCGUCCUCUUCUCCUUCUGGAUGUGGAGGCACCACAAGCUGGCCUACCCGGCCGCCCUCGUCCCCACACAUGACCCCGGACCGUCGCCCCCGUCCCCCGUCCUGGGACAGAAGCCGCUGCAGCUGAUCGAGGUGAAAGCCAGGGGGCGCUUCGGCUGCGUGUGGAAGGCCCAGCUGCUGAACGAAUACGUGGCUGUGAAGAUCUUCCCCAUCCAGGACAAGCUGUCUUGGCAGAACGAGUACGAGAUCUACAGUGUGAGCGGCAUGAAGCACGAGAACAUCCUGCACUUCAUCGGGGUGGAGAAGAGGAACAACAACAUGGACAUGGAGCUGUGGCUCAUCACCGCCUACCAUGAGAAGGGCUCGCUCACAGACUACCUGAAGGCCAACGUCGUGUCGUGGAACGAGCUGUGCCACAUCGCCCAGACGGCGGCCCGCGGCCUCGCCUACCUGCACGAGGACAUCCCGGGACACAAAGACGGACACAAGCCCUCCAUCGCUCACAGGGACAUUAAGAGCAAGAAUGUCCUGUUGAAGAGUAACCUGACAGCCUGUAUAGCCGAUUUCGGGCUCGCCCUGAAGUUUGAGGCCGGAAAAUCAGCCGGAGACACACAUGGACAGGUGGGCACACGGCGCUACAUGGCCCCGGAGGUGCUGGAGGGCGCCAUCAACUUCCAGCGCGACUCGUUCCUGCGUAUCGACAUGUACGCCCUCGGCCUCGUCCUGUGGGAGCUCGCGUCUCGAUGCACCGCCGCCGACGGCCCGGUGGAUGAGUACAUGCUGCCGUUUGAGGAGGAGGUGGGUCAGCACCCGUCUCUGGAGGACAUGCAGGAGGUCGUCGUCCACAAGAAGCUGCGGCCCUGCCUGCGGGACUGCUGGCAGAAACACGCGGGCCUCGCCAUGCUGUGCGAAACCAUCGAGGACUGCUGGGACCACGAGGCUGAGGCUCGCCUGUCCGCCGGCUGCGUCGAGGAGCGCAUCGGCCAGAUGCAGCGCCAUGCCCCCGUCAUCGGCCCCGAGGAGAUCGUCACCGUCGUCACCAUGGUGACCAACGUGGACCUCCCGCCCAAGGAGUCCAGCCUAUGAUCGCCCAAUCGACCCCGGAUUUGCUCGCCAAACCACAUUGGAUCGACACGUGCGGACGAACAGCCGACCCUGGUUGGUUGGCGUAGUGUUCUUUUCUUUUCUUUUUUUUUCUUUUCUUUGUGUUGUUCUUUUUUCUUUUCUUUUCUUUUUUUUUUAGUGCAGGCCGCUACUCUCGUUCAGGAAAGACCCUGCGCCCACCUCACCACAUUAGUUGCUCUCCACCUCAUUUUGAUAUGUGUGCCUGAGGAUUUUAACAUGACGGUUGCAACUCUUUUCAUCGAGAAAACAAUUCAACAAUUCAGGAUAUUAUUAUUAUUACGACGACAAAACGGCAUCGCCAAGCCAAGCGGCAACGCUGACAUGCUGGGACGACUUACACAACAAAAAAACACUCAGUAAAUAAACAAACAAACAAACAAAAAAACACUUUUACCAUGUAUUGUUUUUAUAUACAUACAUACAAAUACACGAGGACGACAUCCUCUGAUCGGGUUUUCUACGGAGAGAGAAGACGUGGAGAAAUUUGAAUUGACUCUCAGUGCAUUUCAGUGUAAAAAAAACAAAAAAGAAAGAAAAAGAAGAAAAAAGAGACAAGAGCUGCUUGCUCUUGAUACAUUUGCUGUUUUCUCGUGUGCGUUUUUGAAGAAACGACUGACUAUCGUUUUGCCAAUAAGCAACGGCUUCUGAAUGUUUAUAGUGUAAUGCUGCUGUACAUAGUGUAUUAUGGACCCACACAACUUGGUAAUCAAGCUUAUUUUAAAUGGGUGAGGGGGAAAGGGGGAGGGGGUCCAUUUUCAAGCAUUAUAAUGAUAAAAACCAUAAACCUCCUUCAACCAGGUAUACCUCAGUUCAAACGGACGCAAUUUAAAUUAGUCACUCUCCCUGUCCACAGUUCUAGCUCACAGUUUCUAUUGUAAAUCUACCACCGUGGCUAUCCAUGACAUCUGAACAAUCAACUUGUCAGCUCCGACACUCAUGGGUAAUGUAGUACACUCAGCCUCGAUUAUACAUGGCCAUGAACACAGUAAAAACCAGUGUUUCUGCCUUUUUUUCCCUCCCCGGUUCUUAAUCUGACUUUUAGUACUGUUCUGCUCCACCUUGAUUUGUGACUGAAAAAAAAAAAAAAAAAAGAACUCUUAAAAGAAAGAACUUUUACUACUGUUGUUGUUUCAACCUGAUUUUGUUUUAACUUGAUUUUUAUGUUUCUUAUUUUGGCGAUUUACUUUUGAUAAUGGAAAACAAAAGCAUACCCCCAUGAUGAAGUUUAUGUCUUUCAAAGUGAUUUCCUGUUUUGGUUUGCCGUGUCAACUGUCAGCAGAGUAAUUAUGCCUAUCGACGAUGAGCAUAACUUUUGGCCGUAAGAUCUGGAUAUAUAUAUAUAUAUAUAUAAAAUAUGUAUUUAUAUGCUCUGGCUUAGAGCUGGGUACCUUUUUUGCUAUCCCUGUUUUAUAUCAGCAUUGAUUCUAAGUAUCAGUAUUGAUUACAAAGCAUCAAAAGUUAAUCUAACGCUUCAAGACUGUCGGUUUCUUACAGAGGGAAAACAGGUUUUUCAGUCGAGUUGGGAUUUUUUAUUUAGGGAAAUGAAUAAUGUGUGGUCUGACGCUAUUCGGAAAAGAACAACAACAGAUUGACGAAAUACAUAGAAGUAUCCAAGUUGGUUUUAAAAGUGGUAUCAGGUUUGAAGGCGGUAUCGCCACUGACCAAAUUUCCAGUGGUACCCAGCCCUAAUCUAGAUUGUUUAUUACGCUGAGCCAGCUUGCUUUUGAAUUAGGUUGCGCCCAUCUUUCUGGAUUACUAUCAAGAGUUUCAGCUCUCUUUUGAUACGCCUCAGGAAACUUUGCCACCCGCCACCUCCUUACAGCCUCCUCCUCUUCCUCCUCAUCCUCAACCCCCUCUCUCUGACUUGAAGAGUCCCCCUCUCGCUGAUUCUUAACUCCUCUCUCUUUCUGGCCUCGUCUCCACUGGCCAGGGUUUUACCAGCGCUGUGGCCUCCCAUGCUCAAAGCCAGCAUCUCCACUGUCUUCAGAACCAGGCCAAACCUUGGAGGACUAGUUAGUCAUCCACUGUCUUCAAUGCUAGUACAGCCAGGCCACACCUGGUCCAGGGAUAACCUCAGACAACCUUGUUAGCCAGCAUCUCUACUGUCAGAAAAACUAGGCCAAACCUGGUACCCUGACCAUGGUGAACUAGUUACCCAAUAUCCUCGCCAUCUUCUGAACCACACCAAACCUUAGACACUAGUUAGUUAUCCAGUAUCUCCAACUUGGGCCAACUAUAACCUCAGACAGCUAGUUUGCAGGCUAGCAUGUUAGCCAGUGUCUUCACUGUCUUCAGGACCAGAUCUCCAUCGUCUCUGCAGCCAAGCCAAACACAGUCUGACUCUAACCCUCACGGUGUCCCAUAGUGUCCAUUAUCUUUACAUCGUGUUCGAACCUGGUCUAAUCCUGAUCUUGGACAACUGGUUAGUCAGCCGGUGUUUGUACUGUCUUUAGAAGCAGGCAAAACCUGGUGCAGCACUAAUCCUGAACGGCUGGCUAGUUUGCCAUCAUCUCCACAAUCUUAAGAACCAGGCCAAACCUGAUUGAACACUAACCCUGGAUGACAAACAUGUUAGCCAGCACUUGUAAUGUAUCUAGAACCAGUUCUGGCCAGAUUUUACCCUGGGCAACUGGUUCAUUCACUCUGAAGCUCCCUAGUGUCUUCAGAGUGAGUCUAAGCAUGGUCUAAAACUAAUCCUGCAACACUUCUUAGUUUGUCAGCAUCUUCACUGUAUCUAGAACCUGGGAGAACUUUGACAGCACUAACUGCAGAAGACCUGUUUAACUAGCAAACAUCUCCACUGUCUAGAAUCAAGCCUGCCAAACCUGGUCUAACUUUUACUCUGGUUAAGUAGUUUUCCAGUGAUUCGAUUUGGCUUUAGAGCCAGGUACAUGAUUCCCUGUGUGACCCAACCCAAACAGUUAGUGGUGUUCAAUUUAAAAUAACCAACUUAGACAAGAAAAACUGAAAUUGUCACCAGUUUCAGGUAUUUGAAAUCCCUCUGUUUGGCUAGCUGGGCAAUCAACGGAGAAACAAACCAAACCGUGCCACGGCUAAUCUCAGUUAGGCUAGUGGAGACAAGGUAUCUCUCUUCCUCUUUCAUCCUGGUGCCAUUUCUAAGCGUCCAUAACAGUUACUCUUGUAGAUGUCAGGCAAAACGGAUGUAAUUGUCAUUGCUGUGAACACAAUGAUGACAUUUUGAGUCUUUAUUUCCUUUGAGGGACAUUAAACACUGGUGCCGGCAGACCUGCAGUCUCUCCUCAAGCUUUGGGACGGUUUCACAGGUCGCAGUUUAAAAUCAGAUCUACCCAAUCAGAGAUUAAUACCUCUUUGACCACUGUUGAGCUCAGUUGUGAGAUUGGAGAUAAUCAGGUCAUUUAUUAGGUAGUAAUAUCCAUACUAACCUCACUGAAUUGUUUCUCAAAUAGUAUUUACUAUAUGAGAAUUUGGCAAUUUCAUUUCACUACAGUCAAGCCAUAAUGAAUCCUUACCUUAUUUUCAUCAUGAUUUGGUCAUUUUUAUCAGUGUUCACAAACAAUAAUCAGUACUUUAUUCCUAUAAUAUUGUUCAGGUAGUAUCCUGGCAUUUACAGUAUAAUUUUUCUAUCACUACAUCAAUUAAAAUGCAAAGCAAAGCAAAUAUCAAAAUGUUUCAUCAAAGAAAAUAGUGAGAUGGCCCAGUCCAACUACACAGGGAGCCUCUCUGAGUAAAACCUGCCCAGUCUGUGUCCCGGUAAGGCUAAAGCAAAGGAACAAACAAGCCCUGACUUUUUCUCCAUAGUCCACGGUGUCUGGUAAAUCAUAAAAUUCACUCCUCACUUUUACUUCAGUAGCUAACUGGAUUUUUAGAACAAGAAAAGAGCCUCCAAGUGGUUGUUGCUUCCCUGCCAAAGUGGCUGGUAGAAAUGAAUCUAUUAGUCACAGCAACGAAAAAAAAAAGUGCCAGCGUUUGUUUGGUGGAACGUAUUCAGUAUUAAGCUCGGGUUUAACCUGAGGCCUGGGAAACCGACCCAAAUCACAAAUACCAUUCAGGGAUUCAGUACUAUGCUUUUCUCAGUUCUAGCGAGUUAUAUGCAACCAGUGCCGCAAACUACCCUACUCUUCUGUAGGAUCAACUGCAGGAGCAACUUUCAGUACACAUACACAAAUAACUUGUAGCAUUUUUUUUUUCUUAAUCGUGACCUUGCAUAUUGAUAUAUUGUAUUUAUUUUUUAAUUUACAGGCCUGAGGUUAUGGGGAUCAGAGGUCAGAUGCCAACUCAAAGUUGGAUGAGUAGGCAACGAUUUAAGGUUGUUGUUGUUGUUGGGGAGGGACGGGACAGGGGUGUAUUCAGUUUCAAUUCAGGAAAUACUUUCAUGAAUUCAAAAGUUUAAAAAAAAAAAAAGUUAUAAACUGUACCGUGCUUCUUUCUAUUCAAUCUAUGGACAUAUGACCGAGAAUGAAUGUUCUUCAAACUCCUGGAUUCCAGUAUUGUGUGUACUUUGAUGAAUUGAGCCCGGCCCUGUGUAACUUCUAGAGGGCUUUGCGUUUGGCUGGUUUCGUGUGAUUGUGCCCUGUCGCUGUGGAAAAGAGUACAACCGAAGCACUCUGAGCUCCAUUCAUACACCUCUUUUUUAUUUAUAACACUUAAAUCGAGGGCUAUCAUCAUAUAUACCAAUUUUGAUAACCACAGUUGGCAUUUGGUGAAGUUUUUUAAACCUAGACACUGAACCAUGAAUCUGCUCCAUGGGCAUUGAACUGGCCAGAUGACUUUACAGUCCAGCCAAAGGACACAAAAAGAGACUUUCACACUUAUGAAAUCAACGAAAAAAAAAGAUUUUUAUCAUGUUUACUUGACAAUUGAUGAUGGAGCUAAAGGCGACCAUCGUCCCAAGCUGAUUUUAAACCUGAGGAUGUGGUACUGCCUCAGCCAACUGAGCCAUUUUACUCCUGAAACACUAAGAAUUUUUUCUGUGGUUUAAAAUACACAAUGCUGUCAACAAAAAGUACUUUUGUUCCUCAAAUCGUCAAGACAAAUUGUAAUCUUGCAAAAUAGCCAAGAUCAUUUUAGCCAUAAUUGUAGACCAGCGUCAUUGUGACUUGACUACAAUCUAAAUGUUGAAUGAAAACAUUUUCAAUUGAAGUUGUAUGAAUGGGUUUCUUAGUGCGCGGGCUUUACGUUUUUCUACUGUGGCAUCCCAAGCCCAGCACCUCACAUUGCUGUGCAUAUAAACUAUCAGUGAAAACAUUGUGUCCUGUUGCCCCAACUACUUAAGCAGUCUAGGAUCUGUACAGACAUGAGAACAUAAAUACCUGUAUCACUAUAUACUAUAUGAACUGAGUCUUUAUAAGUACGUGUUGAACUUCAGUGUUUCCUCUACAUUCAUGUAUCACUAUUAUCUUCACUAUCUCAGCAGUGAAGCCCUGCCCUGCUGUAAAAAAUGCCCCUGAGCUAAAAUGAGCAACACUGAAAAUAUUUAAAUCCAGAGGGAACCAAGUUAAAGAAGCAUUAUCCUGGUCUGAAGAUGGUUCAACCCUUUGUGAAGGUGUUCCUCAAGGAGCCUCCCUGGGUUCCCUGGCUUUUGUCGUUCGAAUCACCCGUAAAGGUUCCUCUAAGCUCUUUAAGAGUGUACAGUCCAGUUCCAUUUGUCAUAAGCAUCCACGUCAGGUUAUUGAAACUUACAUUCUGGAUUGAUCCCAAGUCAACCCUGGAUUUAUGCAUCAGAAUCUCUUUAGUCUUUUACAAAGAAUUAUAGAGGAAACAUUGAACUCCAAUGACCUCGCAGGCGAAGGCUGUCUUGUUUGCUUGUAUGAAUCAUCUCACAAGAUAGUCGAGUUGCUGAGGCUGAAAUUGUAACACAGAAACACUACGAGCAUUUUUGACCCCACAUUUUUGAAGGCGCUCACGGUUGCAGCGCUGAUCCAGGAUCUGUCAACAGGGCCUCUGGUGGUAAUGCCGCUCACAGGGUUCCCCAGCAUGUGUGGAAAGGUACAGCAGAUUAUUUUGAUCAGGUCUGAGUCAUGAAAGGUUUAAAUUGUGUAAAAAAAAAAAAAAAAAAAAAAGUCAACAAAAAAGAGGAGUUUUAAAAUGAAUUUUCUAUCAUGAUACAUACUUUAUAUAUCUAUAGAUUCGCUGUCAUUUCACAUCAUCAUAUUUGUUGUUCAGCUUUACAGUUUUAUGGGCUACUGGACACACAUUACUCAGCUAGCAUCAGCAUACAUCAUAUUGAAUGCCAUUUAAAUAAAAGCAAAACAAACAAACAAAAAAAAAAACAAUAAAGCAUUACAUUAUCAUGAAAAAAAGUUCAGGAACCUUGGACUCAUAAUCACCUGGAAGACGAAACUGAUUUCUGGUCAGCGCUGUAACUCUGAGAUGCUCGGCUAAUACCAGCCGGCCAUGGUUUUUAUCAGCUGAAGUGAUCCACGUGAUGUAAAUAAAUGUGUUUUUAGAUUGUGAA